AUGGUCUUUCCUCAAGCUACGAUUGUCAUUACAGGGUCUGGGGGAAUAGGCACGAGCAUCGCCCGUCGCAUUGCCAACGGCCAACGCAUCUUCUUGUCGGAUGUUUCGCAAGUGAACCUAGACGGUGCUGCCGAGGCGUUGCGCCGAGAUGGCCAUACCGUGGAGGCUCACCUCGUCGACGUCUCCAAGUAUGACCAGGUCAAGGCUUUCGCUGACACAGCUGCUGCCUCCGUCGACUUGCUAGGCACGGCCAAUGUGCUCGAUGCAUUCUACGAGGUAGCCAUGCCAGGUCAAUCAAUUGUCUGUGUAGGUAGCGGCUCUGCCCACGUCAUGAAGGAAGAGGUUCCAUUGGAGGUGCUUGACCAUCUCGCCCCCCGCGACGCUCUACUUUCGCACCCAGCCAUCCAAGCAACUGUGAACCCUCUGCUCGCGUACCAGAUUGCCAAGCGAGGCAGCCUUGCGCGAGUGCAGCUGAUGGCCAAAGCAUUUGGCUUGAAGGGCGCACAGAUCAACAUCAUCUCCCCUGGCAUGAUAGCGACAGAGAGGGGCAGGCUGGAGUUGGAAGGCGAUAUGUUGCGGGCGUACAUUGAGAUGCUCACAAAGGAGUCCGCAAUGGACAGGCUUGGUACUGUGGAUGAUGUGUCGAACUUGGUCGAGUUCUUGGUUUCGGACCGGGCAUCCUUCAUCUCAGGUGCGGACAUUGUCGUGGACGGUGGUGUUGCUGCAGCGCAACGUUGGAAAAGGGAAUGA
Molecule: messenger RNA, 750 nt
Organism: Emericellopsis atlantica
Lineage: Eukaryota; Fungi; Ascomycota; Sordariomycetes; Hypocreales; Bionectriaceae
Exons: 2
Coding region: 1-750 (249 amino acids)
Molecular function (GO): oxidoreductase activity
Source: RefSeq, a predicted model, not a curated record